CGGGGAAUGGAUUCCUUGCUUCGAGCUUAAAAUAUGAUGGAACGGCUCGAUAGGGUUCUUCCGGUCCGAGAUCACCCCGUCCCCUUUUGCUUCGUCGCCCCGCAAGGAUGUCGCAAACAAAAGAAGUGAGGUAUACUUCUCGAUCAGUGACACCUCCCCCAAGUAGACGUAGCAAAUCAAUAACUCCAUCUCGAUCAAGGUCGAGGAGUCGCUCCAGGAGCCAAGAUUUUGAUUCAAGUAAUCCUGGAAACAACUUGUAUGUAACAGGCUUAUCCACACGAGUAAGCAGCAGUGACCUUGAGAAAUAUUUUAGCAAAGAAGGAAAGGUUUCGGAAUGCCAUGUGAUUGUGGACCCUCGCACAAGGGAAUCUCGUGGUUUUGGUUUUGUAACAAUGGAGACUGUGGAAGGUGCCGAGCGCUGUGUUAAGUACCUAAACCGUUCUGUACUUGAAGGCCGUUUAAUCACAGUGCAGAAGGCAAAAAGGAAGCGUGGAAGGACACCAACUCCUGGAAGGUAUCGUGGUGCCAGAGAAAGAAGAGGUCGUGAUCGUAGGCGCUCUCGAAGCUAUUCACCAUACUGGUCACGUCGUAGGGAUCGCUCGCGAUCACGCACUCGUUCUCGCUCACGCUCAAGGGGUCGGCGAGACCGAUCCUACUCACCAUAUGCAAGGGAAUCUCAUAGGAGGCGCAGGGAACGAUCCUCGUCGCGGACAAGCGACCGCAAAUCCAACUAAGAACUACUGUGAAGACAAGAAUUUAGAUUGGUUUGCUUCAUCCGCAAUGUCUUCCAGACACAAUGCCAUAAUGCUUUCUGUAUUCAUGGGAACCCCUGUGAACUAAGUUCCAACUAUCCAUUGUUCACUUUUACCCCAUACUAGUUUGGACUGUCAUAUUUCACAUUCUCAGGUGCAAGGUUUAAGAAAGUUGUACAUUGUUUUGCCGUUUACAGACUUUGUUAAGGCUAUCCUAAAAUCUAAUAGCACGUUAUCGUGAGAUGUAUCUUUAA
Molecule: messenger RNA, 1006 nt
Organism: Musa acuminata subsp. malaccensis (wild Malaysian banana)
Lineage: Eukaryota; Viridiplantae; Streptophyta; Magnoliopsida; Zingiberales; Musaceae
Product: serine/arginine-rich splicing factor SR45a
Biological process (GO): positive regulation of mRNA splicing, via spliceosome
Cellular component (GO): spliceosomal complex
Molecular function (GO): RNA binding
Source: RefSeq, a predicted model, not a curated record